AUGGCGUCUGACACUCUCGAUGCCGUCGAUGCCGGCGCUUCUGUCGCCGCCUCGGGAGACGAAGGAACUGCCACCGAGGAAGCUGCUGCGCCCAACGAAGCUCGUAGCCAUCUCAAAAGAAUGGCAGCCAUAUCUGUGUGGAAUAGCGUUCUGCUACACGUCAAUGAGACACUUUUGCCCGGUUUCGCUCGCCAUCACAUUGGGCGCUUGGCAAGAAGUGUCGCUUCAGGUCUUCGAGUGGAGGUUCAGACAGCUUGGGGCUCUCGCAUUCCAUCCACGAUCAUCCUCCGACUUCAAAUUAGAAACGGGGACGAUAUAAUCGACUUUGCAGUCAUCAACUUGCCCAUGGGCCAAACAAAGUUGCCGUUGACUACCGACUACCUCCACGCAACUGAUGAGUCUCUGAUGAAAGAUACGUUUCCCGAUCCAAGAAUGGAUCAUUUUGGCGCAGCUCACUCACGAUUUCGCAAUCAAGAUUUGGGAUAUUUCAAGACUAUCGAGCCUACUGCGGAGAUAUCUUCUUUCAUCAAGCACACUUCUACCACCAUUGUGCGAGUCACUGCCGCAGUAGAAGCCCACGAAUUCACCAUCAUGUAUCCGUCGCACUUCUGGGAUCACAUCCACCGUCUACCAGCUUCAUUGCAAAGAGUCGCCAAGAACAUCAAAUCUUUGUUUGAUUCGAUGAAUCCAGAAGAGCAAGUCUCACUCCAAGUCACAUUUCCAUUCAGCCCAAACUGGGAAAAAGAUUGGCACGUUUUCUUUACUGAUGAGCGCAAAGUCAACGCCGAGAUUCUCGACAUCGCAUCUCUCUGCAAUGGCUCAGAGUGGACUCCAAAGACUAAUGAUGAAGAAGAGUAUGGCAUGUUUGGUACACACCUUCCAACAGCUUACCUGAUGGCCGUCAGUCUGAAAAACGUCAGAGACUUUUUGCCCGACACUGGAGCCAAAGUCAAUGUAUACCUUAGAGAUAUCGCACAAAAUGGCUACACAUUGCCGAAGCCGCAAACCAGUAAAGGCGAAACAUACCUGAUUGCGGAUAGCAUCACUUGCAGUCUUUUAAAUACUGAUUGGAAGGCGGACCAACAAAUUGGUCACAAGUUUGGGUUUGACCACCCGGACAGGGCUGAACUUGUCACAGAGCUUUUUCCCAGUAUGGCUGCCGUGGAGUUGGAGCCGUACCUCCCCAUGCCAGACAAAGACGAUCCGGAGCACCAAGAAGCUCGAAAAGUAGCUGCUUCUUUGCGGCUGCGUGACGACGAAGAUCACAUAGCGUGUUUUUGGCGCGUUCACAGUUGGCUUCGCCCGUUACUUUGUGUUGCGCCCAAAACUAGGUACCACGAGCCCUACUCAGGCCAUCGCUUGGCUCUCCCGCCUGGUAUUUCCGCGGACGUCGCUCUCUUCUAUGUCGAGGUUCCAAGACAGCGAGAUUGGCCUCGUGAUUUGAAGAAGCCCCCUAUGAGUGUUGACAUUCCAGACAUGUCUCCCCCAACUGACCUCCAAUUGUUUCUAGCAAACGCGUUUGAGAAUCAAGAUGAGGUUGUUCGAGCCGAAAUUCGUCAUUCUUUCGACGCAGAGCUGUACGACGAAGAAGGUCUGACCUUGUCUCUUAAGGGAACUCUCGGCUUCAACCAUGUGGCAGACGAUUGGUUGAAGUCUAUGGUGAAAGCUUCAGACCUGCCAAAGACUGACCGAGCCGAUUUAUCCCAGGGGCAGUCGGAUAACGGUAUGACCGUAGAGGAUCAGACUGAGACUACAAUGUACGAGGGAGAGGCAUCCAAUUUGACGGUGAGUUUCGCAAAGUCCUUAUCGUCUAGACUUGCCGCCCAGGAUUCGGUCACUCGUACUACUCAGCUUAAGCAAAUGGCAGAAGUGGAAGCGAACUCACGAGAGGGAGUAUGUGAUUGA
Molecule: messenger RNA, 1905 nt
Organism: Trichoderma breve
Lineage: Eukaryota; Fungi; Ascomycota; Sordariomycetes; Hypocreales; Hypocreaceae
Exons: 2
Coding region: 1-1905 (634 amino acids)
Source: RefSeq, a predicted model, not a curated record